Molecule: messenger RNA, 891 nt
Organism: Micromonas pusilla CCMP1545
Lineage: Eukaryota; Viridiplantae; Chlorophyta; Mamiellophyceae; Mamiellales; Mamiellaceae
Exons: 1
Biological process (GO): cell wall organization; cell wall macromolecule biosynthetic process
Cellular component (GO): plasma membrane
Molecular function (GO): phospho-N-acetylmuramoyl-pentapeptide-transferase activity
Source: RefSeq, a predicted model, not a curated record
CAGCCCGUGCGCGAGGAAGGACCGCGCGGGCACCUGACCGGCGCGAAGUCCACGACGCCCACGCUCGGCGGGCUCGCGUUCGUGCCCGCGGGGUGCGUGACCGCGAUGGCGUUUACGACGUUUGCCGAUCCGGUGGUGGUCGCGACGUGUCUGACCACGCUCGGGUUUCUCUCCAUCGGCGCGUUCGACGACGUCCAGAAGCUCCUGUCGAAGAACAACGCCCGCGGGUUAUCCCCGUACGCGAAGCUCGGGCUGCAGUCCGCGGUCGCGACGAGCUUCGUGGCGUGGCUCUCGAGCGGCGUCGCGGCGCCGCCUCCGAGCACAGCGGUGGCGUUGGGGCCGUGGAUGGGCGCGUGGAGCGUCGUCGACCUCGGAUCGCUGUUCUGGGCGCUCUCCGCGUUCGCGAUGGUGUCCGAGAGCAACGCGGUGAAUAUCACGGACGGGUUGGACGGGCUCGCCGCGGCGACCGCGGCGAUCGCGCUCGUCGGGACGGGGAUCGCGCUCGUCGCGUCCGGGCAGAGCGAGCUCGCGGCGUUUUCGAUAUCCCUCGGCGGCGCCGCCGCGGGGUUUCUCGUCGUGAAUCGUCACCCCGCGGACAUGUUCAUGGGCGACGCCGGGUCGUUGGCGUUGGGGGGUGCGUUAGGCGCGGUCGCCGCCGCCGCGGGCGGGGCCGCGACGCUGCCGCUGGUGGUCACCACCGCGGUGUUCAUCGCCGAGACGGUGUCGGUGAUCGCGCAGGUGUCGUGGUUCAAGUGGACGAAGAAGAAAACGGGGCAAGGGGAGCGGUUACUGCGUAUGGCGCCGCUGCAUCACCACUUGGAGCUAGGGGGGUGGGGGGAGCUGAAGGUUGUCGCGACGUUGACCGCGUGCGCGGGCGCGUGCGCGGUGCUC